Molecule: messenger RNA, 882 nt
Organism: Kluyveromyces marxianus DMKU3-1042
Lineage: Eukaryota; Fungi; Ascomycota; Saccharomycetes; Saccharomycetales; Saccharomycetaceae
Gene: SAW1
Product: DNA-binding protein SAW1
Exons: 2
Coding region: 1-882 (293 amino acids)
Biological process (GO): double-strand break repair via single-strand annealing, removal of nonhomologous ends
Molecular function (GO): flap-structured DNA binding
Source: RefSeq, a predicted model, not a curated record
AUGGCACCUACUUCUGCUUUGAUACAAAUCAACUCGAGAUGUGUCCUCUCAGUUCGCAUCUUCAUCAAUAGAAACAAGAUAUUGAAAGGUAUAACAAACUCUGAUACCAUAUUUGAGGCACCUAUUCUAUCUAAUAAUUCAAUAGUUCGGUUAAAGUCUCCAUCGAUUAGGUUACUUCUAUCCAAUGAGGAUAUGAAAUCAUUAACAUACGAAAUACGCGAUAGUUUGCUCUUUAUAUUAUAUGAGCUAUGUUCGCCGUUGCUCGAAGAACAAGUUCUCAACAAGUUGAAAGUGGGAACAUUUAUGGAUUUUUCAGAUGUCUUACAGAUUCUUCGGAAGGGAUCUAAGUUGAGCAGCAAUUCUACUGAUCUUAAUAACUGUAUUGACGGAAUUGAUGUUCAUAUAGUUUCGAUAGAACGAACAGGAAAGAAAAGGUACAAACUUCAUUUCUCCAGCAAAUGGAAACUGGAUAUUAUAAUUGAGGAUAUUGAUAAGCUUUCGCAUUGGAGGAAGCUUCUCGUCCUGUUAGACUCCAUUCAAUCCGUUCCCAGCUCUACGCAGAAUAUCCCUUUGUUCAUCCCAUUUAAGAGCACGAACGUUUUGGUACGAUCUAGGCAACAGCUGAGUCAUACUACUGAAAAAAAUGAAGGAAAAACUACAGACUCGCGAAUUCUAGUUGAAUCAGAUGAAGAAGCUCCCUUACCUCCUUUUCAGGAAGAAGAGCAAAAUGACAUUCAUUCCUCACAGGACUCGGAAAUUGGCGGCAAGAAAGACAACAAGAAACCUAUAUUCGAUUACCAGUAUAAGGGUAUGAGACUAUUUGAUAAAUGCAUUAGCAUACAUGUAUUACAAAGACCAAAAAGAAUAAAAAAAAAUCGCUAG